AUGGCGGAGAAGGAGGAGCAGACCAAGCCUCUGUCUACCACUACCACCCGUUCCUACCAGAUCAACGGCGAGCACGAUCAUGCCAUUUCCAUAGACCUAAAGAAACACCACCACAACCCAAAAUACCUCAAGUGUUGUGGCUACAUCUCCGCCUUAAUUUUAAUCCUAGCCUUUACCAUCUUGAUGCUCAUUUUCACCGUGUUUCGUGUCAAAGAACCCGUGUUGAAUAUCAACUCCGGGAAAAUAAACGGCCUAGAUCGUGCCAGCAAGAACACUAUUCGUCUUGACACAAACUUGACUGUCGUAGCUGAUGUUUCGAUUGAAAACCCGAACGUGGUCGCCUUCAAAUUUGGAAACACCACCACUACUCUUUACUACGGCGGUGUGGUGGUGGGAAAUGGAAGAAAUCCGGCAGGCGUGGCUGAGGCAGGCAAGACAGUUCGAACGAAUAUGACCAUUGAUGUCAUGACAGAGAAAAUAUUAGGUGUUAGGAGAUUGACGAGUGAUUUGAGUUAUGGAGCAUUGGGUAUGAGAAGCUACACCAGCAUAAGUGGAGGAGUGAAGAUACUGAAGAUUAUCAAGAAAAAUGUUGUGGUGAAGGUGAAUUGCAGCAUGACAUUUAACAUCACAAGCCAGGCAAUUCAGGAUCAAAUUUGCAUGCAACACAUGUCGUUCUAG
Camellia sinensis is the source of this 678-nucleotide messenger RNA. Its product is annotated as late embryogenesis abundant protein At1g64065. Lineage: Eukaryota; Viridiplantae; Streptophyta; Magnoliopsida; Ericales; Theaceae. The record is from RefSeq and is a predicted model, not a curated record.